ACGGAUAUCUCUGAGACAACAAACAAAAGAUCGAGGCAAGCCGAGCUCCCCGGAGUCGACCCGUCCUCUGACGUUAGCGCUGACUGAGGCUCCUUUCCGCACCGCCACAUUCGCCACUGUCCUCUCACCGCUUCCUCCAUCACACGCCACGAUAGACGCCCCCUCGGUACUCUUCACCGCUGUGGGCGCUCAGGUCUGCCUGAGCAGUGACGGUGGUCGCUUCGCCUCUGUGGCUAAGCUAAGCGCGUUAGCUGCUCGGAUAAACCAGCUCUGGCCAGCGGAGUCAUUUAGCAUAGCCUUCUAACAGUGAAGCUAGUUAGCUUAGCCCGCUAAGCUAACCUGCUAGCUACCCCCCUUCCCUCCUCCCCCUCCUUAACAAACUUGACACUGACUGACACAAGUGGCUUUGGCUUGUUUUAGUAACAAGCCAUUUUUUAUUAACACUCGUGUCGCUGCCAUGUCCGCACAGACGUCUGGCUGCGGCUUCCUCAUGUCGGUGGUUGUCCACGGAGACGCGGCUCUGAACGAGCAGGAAAAGGAGCUCAACCAACGACUCCGACGGCUCUAUCCGGCCGUCAACGAGAGCGAGACGCCGCUCCCUCGCUCCUGGAGCCCGAAGGACAAAUUCAGUUACAUCGGCCUCUCCCAGAACAACCUGCGUGUGCACUAUAAAGGUCACGGCAAAACCCCUAAAGAUGCGGCAUCUGUACGUGCCACUCAUCCCAUCCCAGCUGCCUGUGGAGUCUACUACUUUGAGGUGAAGAUCAUCAGUAAAGGCAGAGAUGGGUACAUGGGCAUCGGCCUCUCAGCUCAGGGUGUAAACAUGAACAGGCUCCCAGGUUGGGACAAGCACUCGUAUGGUUACCAUGGUGACGACGGCCACUCCUUCUGCUCGUCAGGCACGGGGCAGCCCUACGGCCCGACGUUUACGACGGGUGACGUGAUUGGCUGCUGCGUGAACCUCAUCAACAACACGUGUUUCUACACAAAGAACGGCCACAGCCUAGGUAUCGCCUUCACAGAUCUACCACCGAACCUUUACCCGACCGUGGGCCUGCAGACUCCGGGCGAGGUGGUGGACGCUAACUUCGGACAGCACCCAUUUGUGUUCGACAUCGAGGACUAUAUGCGGGAGUGGAGGACAAAGAUCCAGGCUCAGAUCGACCACUUCCCCAUCGGAGAGCGCGAGGGCGAGUGGCAGUCCAUGAUCCAGAAAAUGGUGGCGUCUUACCUGGUUCACCACAGCUACUGUGCCACGGCUGAAGCCUUUGCCAAAUCCACCGACCAGGCCGUGCACGAGGAGCUGGCCUCCAUCAAAAAUCGACAGAAGAUCCAGAAGCUGGUGUUGUCGGGCAGAAUGGGCGAGGCCAUCGAGACCACCCAGCAGCUCUACCCCAACCUUCUGGAGAGGAACCCAGACCUUCUCUUCAUGCUCAAGGUCAGACAGUUCAUAGAGAUGGUGAACGGGACAGACAGUGAGGUCAGGUGUCUCGGAGGACGCAGUCCAAAGUCUCAGGACAGUUACCCCGGCUCCCCCCGACCCUUCAGCAGCCCCAGUCACAAAGCCAGCAGCUCACAGCCGUACCUCACAGGCUAUGACAGUAACUGCUGUAAUGGUGUGACGUCCAGUAAGAGCCACAGCUCCUCCCCACACAGUCACAAGCCCUGCCCCCCAGCUUCUGGCUCCACCCUCCUAGCCUCUGACAUCAGCCUUAACGGCAGCCGCAGUCAAGCUUCUUUAAGCAGCAGCGACGUGGACAUGGAGGUCGACCACUUCACCAACGGACUCACACAAACCUCCACUAAUGGUUUCCUCAACGGAAGCUCCAAACACACGGCCGAGCCGGACGACUGUGAAGCCGACAUGGAGGUGGAGUCCGCUCACUCUAAGCGGCAGCUGUGCGGCGGCAGUCAGGCCGCCAUUGAGAGGAUGAUCCAUUUCGGCAGAGAGCUGCAGAGCAUGAGCGAACACCUGCGCCGCGAGUGUGGGAAGAACUCCACCAACAAGAAGAUGCUGAAGGUGACGCUGACGCACAACUGUACCUGUGUUGUGAUGGUGUGCUCAUACAUGUACUCUCUGUUACAGGACGCCUUCAGUCUGCUCGCCUACUCUGACCCCUGGAACAGUCCAGUCGGUUACCAGCUGGACGCCAUUCAGAGAGAACCUGUCUGCUCCACCCUCAACAGUGCAAUACUAGAGACUCACAAUCUGCCCAAACAGCCCCCGCUGGCCCAGGCGGUGGGUCAGGCCGCUCAGUGCCUCGCCAUCAUGGCACGGACUGGCAGCGGCUCCUGCGCCUUCGCCUCUGUGGACGAUUACUUACACUAGCCCCAUCAACACACACGCACACACGCACACACACACAGGACCUGUCCAGAAGUGUGUUUGUCACUUGUGAGCCGAGGGAGUCGCAGAAACUAGAGGUGGACCCAUGUGAAAAUAGAUGAAACCAUGACAGCUGAUAACAAUGGCUGAUAGCCCUGUCCCCUCUCUCCUAAAUCACAAAAAUGAAAAAGACAUGAAGUGAUUUUUGGUUUAUUUUCUAAACUUUUCUUUCUGCUGGUGUAGAAAAAGACGUUUUCUUUUUAGUUCUUCAAAAACUUCAAAACAAUGUGGCCUAUAUGUGGUGCUGUAACGCGCCCGUCCAUAUGUGGCGCUGUAACGGACCUGUUCUAAUGACAUGUUGGAGCAGUAAUCUGUGUUCUAAUAACAUGUUGGAGCAGUAAUCUGUGUUCUAAUAACAUGUUGGAGCUGUAAUCUGCAUUCUAAUACGUUAGUGCGGUAAUCUGCGUGUCCACAUGAGGCAGCGCAGACUUCACAGUAGGGUGAAUAUUUCUCUGGUUUCUUUGCUCUGUAUAACAAAAACAGAAUUAAAAGUGAACAAAAGGAGACGUGAGAAUAACUCGACAUGAAUGGCACAUACGUAUAUUUAUCAUACUGAUGAUUUUCUGAUUUCUUUGCUCAAUAAAACAAAGAAAUCAUUGAAACUAGAUGAAACUGUACCAUGACAUUUGAGAACCUAAUCAUUUCCAGGUUUGAUCGACGUUUUCUGGACUAAAGGAUUCUUAGAUUGAUGGAGAAACUGAUCAUUAGAAUCAUCGGAGGUCGGGGUUCUCUACUGUCCAGUUGAGUAAACUCUGCGUGGUAUUUUAUCGUGAAACAAAUACGUCAGAAGUGAUUUUAUCGGUAAAGUUAGCCGUGUUUGUAUCUUGACAUAGCAAGAUUUGCUCCGAGUUUCCGAGUUGUUCCAUUUAUAAAUGGAACGCACCAUCAGAGUUUACAGUCCGCGUGUUCUUGAAUGUCGGAUCCAAUCCGAUAAAUUGGUCGACCUCUAGUUGAACCCUCUGACUGUCUCUUGAUGACCAGGAGACGUUUCUGGACAGGUCUUUACUCAAACACACACACACACGUCCUUUUCCAUCCAUUAGCUCCAGGAUUGGUCCUCUCUCACAUCCUAGCAAAGCUACGUCAGCGCCGCUCUGACGGCGGUGGAUGAGACGACCUGAGAAUCCACCGCAGAACCGAACUCGUGCAGGCGAGUCAGACGAAAACUGGCUAAAAAACAAGUUUGAGCAAAACUGCGAAAUUUAAGGAGAAAAAAAAUAACACCAAGAGGAAAAAAGAAAACGGGCAGGUGUGAGCCGUGGCCGACGCCCCCUUUAACGUGAUUGCUGUGAACUCACACACUUGAUGGACACAAAACAUGGGAUUUUAAAAAAAAGUCCUCCUCUGCGGACAUUCGCUGAGCACUCGAACUCCAGGAAGCCCCGCCCCGCCCAACCCCGCCAUAACCUCCGACGUCGGCCGUCGUCCGUCUAACAUGUGGACUCGCGGACUUCAAAGAAGCCACAGAGAAUCUUCACUUCCCUCUGUUUAAUCACGUCUUUGUUUUUUUUGUUUUCCGUGGACGGAGUUGGGGGCGGAGCAAAGGGAGGAGGCGUGGAAACCAGGCUCUCGUGUUUUUUGUUUUGUUUUUAGUUUCUCCAGGUUUACACGGCACGGUGCAGACCACCAUGAUUGUCAUUAUUAUUAUUAUUAUUAUUAUUCUAAUGAUCAUAUUAUUAUUGUUACCUUCAUUCACAUCAUAUUUGUUGAGCGUCAGCAGUUUCCACAAACCUAUCACAAUAAAAGUCCCAAUUCCACGA
Solea senegalensis (Senegalese sole) is the source of this 4146-nucleotide messenger RNA. It is a transcript of the gene ranbp9, whose product is annotated as RAN binding protein 9. Gene Ontology annotation, biological process: cytoskeleton organization; cell surface receptor signaling pathway. The record is from RefSeq and is a predicted model, not a curated record. The transcript has 13 exons. The coding region runs from base 458 to 2329 and encodes 623 amino acids. Gene Ontology annotation, molecular function: protein binding. Gene Ontology annotation, cellular component: cytoplasm. NCBI's taxonomy places the organism in Eukaryota, Metazoa, Chordata, Actinopteri, Pleuronectiformes, Soleidae.